Aspergillus heteromorphus CBS 117.55 is the source of this 1212-nucleotide messenger RNA. RefSeq lists its product as uncharacterized. The record is from RefSeq and is a predicted model, not a curated record. The transcript has a single exon. The coding region runs from base 1 to 1176 and encodes 391 amino acids. NCBI's taxonomy places the organism in Eukaryota, Fungi, Ascomycota, Eurotiomycetes, Eurotiales, Aspergillaceae.
AUGGGCUGGUUUCCGGUUGGGCUGGAGGGGGAUGAAAACAAAUGGCGCUUCGACAUCAUCCCCCUGCUUGCUGUGAUCGGCAGCUCUGCGAUUCAAAAGCACAUGCAGGCCAUCACCGCCUCUCCCUUCGCGAUAUUCCCUCGAUUGAUGCCUGCUCCGGAGUCACUUCUCGACACGGAUCGACCGACGCGACCUCCAUCCGUCAAAGACGUCAAGAUUGUGGGCGUUCAUUCGGGCACCGAGUUCAACGAACUGAACUUCUUCGCGAACCUGAUCCACAACGUCGACGAGAUGGAGAAGUACGAAUUCCGCGUUUACAGGAUCCGCUAUGCGACGCGAGAUUCCGAGGACGGGGGAGAACUCAUGAAGAUCCCGGAAAUGAUCGAAAACCACCGAUCCAACCGACACCGAAUCCCCAUCCAACUCAAGACCUUCUGCUGGCUCAACUUCGUCACGCUCAUCUCGAUCCUCAUCACCGUCGGCCUGUACAUCUGGGCCGGGUGCAUCCACGACGGCACCGCCCUCGUCGGCCUAGCCACCAUGUCUUGCUCAACCAGCGUGGCCAGUCUCUCCUCGCGCUGGUAUCCACGACUCACGGGCCGAACGUCGGAAGCGGACGUCCCCAGCGGAGACGUCAUCAUCCGCACCCGGGCCGGGGCUUUCAUCCUCGUCUACGGGGACCAGAAUGUCAUCCGGGAGCUCUACGAGGGCAUGGAGGAUUGCGAGUACAUGUACAAGGGCAAGAAGCAUCACCGGCUGCUGGGAACCAGCACCGUCUUGCUCAUGGCGUCGAUCAUCCUGCUGAGUAACUGUGGCUCCGUCAUGCAGAUUGCCAUCGGUGUGGCUUAUAUCAUUCUGAAUAUCCUGUACUGGCUGUUGGCGUUGCUGGUCGAGCCUCGCGAUCUGUGGGAUAUGAGCAGGUACAACAUCGAAUACGUCGAGCAACGCCCAAGCACCCCCGCCUCCACCUAUACGGAGACGUUGUGGGCGGUCAUCAACAUGUCCGGGAGUAUCGAUUGGGUCGUCAAUGGCGAAUUCACCCCCUCGACCCCUGCUUGGGAUCAGUGGUUGCAGGACGCAAAGGCCCACAUCGGGCAAGAUUGGGAUCCCAUUAAACGCAAGAAUGAAUUGAUGAAUCCCGGAUGGGCGUAUCACAAUGGGCGAUGGUCUGAAUAAGGUGAUAUCGUUUGUCAAAGGGGUGUGAUGCCAUUG